Oncorhynchus nerka (sockeye salmon) is the source of this 1503-nucleotide messenger RNA. Its product is annotated as prominin-1-A-like. The transcript is spliced from 10 exons. NCBI's taxonomy places the organism in Eukaryota, Metazoa, Chordata, Actinopteri, Salmoniformes, Salmonidae. Gene Ontology annotation, cellular component: apical plasma membrane; cell surface; prominosome. Gene Ontology annotation, molecular function: cholesterol binding. The annotation marks the transcript as partial. The record is from RefSeq and is a predicted model, not a curated record.
CAGCUCACACUGGGAUCAACGGGCCUGCGCACCCGAACUCAUCACGUGCCCGCGCACCGUCGGAUGAGCGUUAGUACGGUUCAUUCCACCUCUAGAGACAACAAGUGUCACUGGAGACAUGUUUAACCGGGACAACAAGACGUAACAGUACUUUACGAGACUAUCCGAAUUUACGGGACUAUCCGAAAUUUGGACUUCUGUCGUUGCAGUUUUUUUCUUUCUUUCAGACGGUGGAGACAGGUCACCACCUCUUUUCUCUCUCUCUCUCAUUCCGUGUUCUUUUACCCUUUUAUUUGGAGUGAGGACUAGUCUCAAGACAUGCUGUGGAGAGCGGGGCUCGUGUUGCUGCUGUGUUGGGGCAGCACCGGGGAGCUACGUCAUCAACCCCGGGACUCCCCGGAAUGUAAAGACCCGACGAGCAAACUGCAGGCAGACUCCGCGUCCGUGAGCACGCGGCAGCAGCGGUCCCCGCCGCCGGUAGAACCCCUAGACUUUGGGUUCGUGCCCUCCGGUGUGUACGACACGCACGCCUACUACGAGCCCGGUGCCAUCGGUGUUCUGUUCCACAUGGUGCACGCGUUUCUUUACGUGGUCCAACCGAACCCCUUCCCGAAAGAUCUCAUCGUAAAAGUCAUCCAACAGAACAUGGGAGGGAUAAAACUGGAAGACUAUCGCAAGCCAGAGAACGUUGUCUUAAUGCUACAGACGAUCUACUAUGAGGCGGGCUUCCUGGUGUGUGUGAGUCUGGGCUGUGUAUUCCUGGUGUUGACCCCCGUGGUAGGACUGUGUUUCUGUGUGUGUCGCUGCUGUGACAACUGUGGAGGGGAGAUGCACCAGAGACAGGGGAAGAACCCAGACUGUCAGAGAGGAUUCUACACGGCCGCUCUCAUCACCACCUCCAUAUUCAUCACGACUGGGGUGCUGAUAGCGCACGCUGCCAACCACAACAUCACGUCUCAGAUCAAGUCAACACGACGUUUCAUCAGCACCAACAUGAGAGACCUGAAGUGCUUUCUACUUAGUGUCCUGCAGCAAAUUGACCAUCUGACGGCCCAGUACACUACAGCUAAGAAUAAAGUCCUGUCAGACCUGGACAACAUCGGGCCUCUGUUGGGUGGGAGGAUCCAGACUCAGCUGGAGAAGGAGGUAGUUCCUUCUCUGGACACAGCUCUGCGCAUGGCUGGAGGCAAAGUGGAGAACGCCGUUAAAGCUCUGCGUGAGUCUAAGGAGGCGUUGGAGAGUGUUAGUUCGUCGUUGGACGUUCUUCAUGAGGGAACGUCUCGUCUGGCGCUCCGUCUGACGUAUGAACGGACCUCCCUGUCCAACACCCUGUCUGAUCCGGCCUGCACCAACGGAGCUGUUUCACGCACCUGCAACAAUAUCCGCAUUACACUCCCACAGCUGGGAAUCAACAGCAACUUCUCUGGGUUACCAGACGUCAGUCCCCAGUUGGCCAGUUUAGAGAUUGUCCUGAAGACAGACCUCAGCAACAUUUUACAGAAG